Messenger RNA from Trypanosoma brucei brucei TREU927, 2541 nucleotides. RefSeq names its product elongation factor 2. Bases 1 to 2541 code for a protein of 846 amino acids. Gene Ontology annotation, biological process: translational elongation. The transcript has a single exon. Gene Ontology annotation, cellular component: cytosol; ribonucleoprotein complex. Gene Ontology annotation, molecular function: translation elongation factor activity; ribosome binding; GTP binding. Lineage: Eukaryota; Euglenozoa; Kinetoplastea; Trypanosomatida; Trypanosomatidae. The record is from RefSeq and is a predicted model, not a curated record.
AUGGUCAACUUCACCGUUGAUGAGGUCCGUGCCCUCAUGGACUACCCCGAACAGAUCCGUAAUAUGUCCGUGAUCGCGCACGUCGACCACGGCAAGUCCACUCUGUCCGACUCGCUUGUCGGUGCCGCUGGUAUCAUUAAGAUGGAGGACGCCGGUGACAAACGUAUCAUGGACACUCGUGCGGACGAAAUUGCCCGUGGUAUCACAAUCAAGUCGACUGCCAUCUCGAUGCAUUACCAUGUACCUCCCGAGAUUAUCAGUGACCUUCCCGAUGACCGCCGUGACUUCUUGAUCAAUCUUAUUGACUCACCCGGGCACGUUGAUUUCAGUUCCGAGGUUACUGCUGCACUCCGUGUGACCGAUGGUGCCCUAGUGGUCGUUGAUUGUGUGGAGGGUGUGUGCGUGCAAACGGAAACGGUGCUUCGCCAGGCUCUGACUGAGCGUAUUCGCCCCGUAGUCUUCAUCAACAAGGUGGAUCGUGCUAUUCUGGAGCUACAGCUGGACCCCGAAGAGGCAUACCAGGGCUUCGUGAAGACACUGCAAAACGUGAACGUUGUGAUCGCCACCUACAAUGACCCCGUCAUGGGUGACGUGCAGGUGUACCCCGAGAAGGGUACAGUCGCCAUUGGUUCCGGCCUGCAGGCUUGGGCCUUCUCUGUCACCCGCUUUGCGAAGAUGUACGCAUCCAAGUUCGGUGUUGAUGAGUCCAAGAUGUGUGAGCGACUAUGGGGUGAUAACUUCUUUGACGCGAAGAACAAGAAAUGGAUCAAGAGUGAGACAAACGCCGCAGGUGAGCGUGUACGUCGCGCGUUCUGCCAGUUCUGCUUGGACCCCAUCUACCAGAUCUUCGAUGCAGUAAUGACAGAGAAGGCUGAGAAGGUGGAGAAGAUGCUCAAGUCACUCAACAUUAACCUGACAACCGAGGAGCGCGAGCAGGUUCCCAAGAAGUUACUGAAAUCUAUCAUGAUGAAGUUCCUUCCUGCUGCCGAGACACUGCUGCAGAUGAUCGUAGCGCACCUGCCUUCACCCAAGAAGGCACAGAGCUACCGUGCUGAGAUGCUCUACUCCGGUGAGUCUAACCCAGAUGAGAAAUACUACAUGGGUAUCAAGAACUGCGACCCGAAUGCACCGCUGAUGCUGUACAUUAGCAAGAUGGUACCGACCGCCGAUCGUGGCCGCUUCUUUGCGUUCGGUCGUAUCUUCUCUGGUAAGGUUCGAUGCGGUCAGAAGGUGCGUAUCAUGGGUAACAACUACAUCCAUGGUAAGAAGCAAGAUCUGUACGAGGACAAGCCGGUGCAGCGUACGGUGCUGAUGAUGGGUCGCUACCAGGAGGCCGUGGAGGACAUGCCGUGCGGUAACGUUGUUGGUCUCGUGGGAGUGGACAAGUACAUUGUGAAGUCUGCCACCAUCACUGACGAUGGUGAAUCCCCGCACCCGCUUCGUGACAUGAAAUACUCCGUCUCACCUGUCGUCCGUGUUGCUGUGGAGGCCAAGAACCCGUCGGACCUUCCCAAGUUGGUGGAAGGGCUGAAGCGCCUUGCAAAAUCCGAUCCCCUUGUUGUGUGUUCGAUUGAGGAAAGCGGUGAGCACAUUGUUGCUGGUGCUGGUGAGCUGCACUUGGAGAUUUGCCUCAAGGAUCUUCAGGAAGAUUUUAUGAACGGCGCACCGCUAAAGAUCUCAGAACCUGUGGUGUCGUUCCGUGAAACUGUGACGGAUGUGUCGUCGAUACAAUGUCUCUCCAAGUCUGCUAACAAACACAAUCGUCUAUUCUGCCGCGGCGCGCCGCUGACGGAGGAGCUGUGCGUUGAGAUUGAGGAUGGCGCAAAUGCCGGCUCCGAGGCGGACCCCAAGACUCGUGCCCGCUUCCUUGCGGACAAGUUCGAAUGGGAUGUGGCUGAGGCGCGUAAGAUCUGGUGCUACGGUCCCGACAAUCGCGGACCCAACGUGGUUGUGGACGUGACGAAGGGUGUGCAGAACAUGAUGGAAAUGAAAGAUUCGUUCGUUGCGGCCUGGCAAUGGGCGACACGUGAGGGUGUGCUCUGUGACGAGAACAUGCGUGGUGUGAGGAUCAACGUGGAGGACGUGACGAUGCACGCUGAUGCCAUCCAUCGUGGUGGCGGUCAGAUCAUCCCCACUGCCCGCCGUGUGUUCUAUGCCUGCUGCCUGACUGCUACGCCGCGGUUGAUGGAGCCGAUGUUCCAGGUUGACAUUCAGACUGUGGAGCACGCCAUGGGAGGCAUCUACGGUGUACUGACACGCCGCCGUGGUGUGAUUAUCGGCGAGGAGAACCGCCCAGGCACACCCAUCUACAACGUUCGUGCAUACCUCCCAGUCGCCGAGUCGUUCGGUUUCACCGCUGACCUUCGUGCCGGAACCGGAGGCCAGGCAUUCCCGCAGUGUGUGUUUGACCACUGGCAGCAGUACCCUGGUGACCCGCUUGACCCCAAGUCACAGGCAAACACUCUGGUGCUGAGCAUUCGCCAACGCAAGGGCCUCAAACCAGACAUUCCGGGCCUCGACACCUUCCUGGACAAGCUAUAG